Messenger RNA from Andrographis paniculata, 1409 nucleotides. RefSeq names its product probable serine/threonine-protein kinase CST. The record is from RefSeq and is a predicted model, not a curated record. The transcript has 6 exons. Gene Ontology annotation, biological process: protein phosphorylation. Gene Ontology annotation, molecular function: protein kinase activity; ATP binding. NCBI's taxonomy places the organism in Eukaryota, Viridiplantae, Streptophyta, Magnoliopsida, Lamiales, Acanthaceae. The coding region runs from base 140 to 1198 and encodes 352 amino acids.
UUUUGUUUAUGUAUUUAUGUAUGUACGAAUGUUGUUCUGUAAUCAGUAAUCACUAAUCACCACUGUUUCUUCUUCAUCGCCACAGCUUUCAACACUACCCACACCCGGAUCCGAAUCCGAAUCCAGACCCGACCCAGAUAUGGGAAAUUGCUGCUUUACUCCGUCUCCCACCACUCCCGUGAGCGUUCCCCAAACCUUUUCCGGCGAGCCUACGGUCGACGGCGGAAUAACGACGCCGGCGAGUCCGAGUCGAAGACUGAAAAUAUUCAGCCUGGCGGAGCUGAGGAGCGCGACGGGAGACUUUCCGGAGGAGUCGGUGGUGGGAGAGGGCGGAUUCGGGAAGGUCUACAAAGGAUACAUCGACAAGACGACUCACGCGCCGUCGAAGGCCGGCCAUCCCAAUGCCAUCGCCGUCGCCAUCAAGAAAUCCAAUCCCCACGGCGAACAGGGCCUCAAGGAGUGGAAGGCAGAAGUGAAAUUCUUGGGGAAAUUUAAGCACCCAAAUUUGGUGAAAUUAUUGGGUUUGUGUUGGGAGGAGAAGCAAUACCUGCUGGUCUAUGAAUUCAUGGAGGGUGGCAACUUGGCUGACCAUCUCUUCAAUGAUGAGGCAAUUAUUCCAUGGGAUACAAGAAUUAAAAUAGCCCUAGGAGCAGCAACUGGGCUUUCUGUUCUGCACUCCACUGGCCAAGAAAAUGUCAUCUACAGAGAUUUCAAGGCCUCCAACAUUUUGCUUGACCUGGAUUUCAAUGCAAAAAUGUCUGACUUUGGUCUUGCAAAGUUGGGCCCAGCAGUUGGGAAUUCACAUGUAACAACCCAAAUUGUUGGGACCUUUGGCUAUGCAGCCCCUGAAUAUGUUGCUACAGGCCAUUUGUACGUGAAGAGCGACGUGUACAGCUUUGGAGUGUUGUUAUUAGAGAUGAUGACGGGCCGCCGAGUAGUGGACUUUGAUCGGCCCGGCGGGGAAGUGAAUUUGGUGGAUUGGGCCAAACCGUUGCUUCCGAGCAAAAAGGGUUUAAAUUUGGUGAUGGAUUUGCGGUUGAAUGGGCUGUAUCCGUCGAGAGGGGCGUAUAAAAUGGCGAAGUUGAUCUUAAAUUGUCUCGAGCCCGACCCCAAACGUAGGCCGGAUAUGAGCCAUGUUUUGAAGUGCUUGGAGGAUAUUAGUAAUAUCAAGAACAAGCCCAAGAGAUCCCGACCCUAAUUAAUAUAUCGGUGGUUCGAAGCGGUUGGCCCAAAAUGAUAUUGGGCUUUUGAUGAUGGGCUUGAGCCCAAUUUAAAAGAUGUUUAUGCAUAUAGAUAGAUAUAUAUAUAUAUAUUAUUAGUUCCUCAUUAUUAAGAAACUUCAUGAGGUGUGUCAUAUUGUCAUUAUGUUCUAAUUGAUUUAGAAUGUAUUCUAGUGUAUUAUAUUUUAA